AUGGCCUUCUGGGGUGGAGAAAAGCGGGGAGGGCUGAGGGGGUGGAGAAAAGCGGGGACUGAGGGGUCUCUGAAGCCGGCAGUCUCCGCCAUGAGGAAGACCCCUAGCGUCGGGAGCCAGGAGGACCAGCGCUGGUGGAAAAACAGCGCCGUCGAAAGCGAGCACGAUGAGGGCGCCUUAGACCAGCCCCAGCACGACUUCCGCCUGGAAUAUCUCUGUGAGCUCCACAGAGCUGCCCGGUCGGGCGACGUCCCUGGGGUGGAGCGCGUCCUGGCUCCUGGAGACACUGGCGUGGACAAGAGGGAUAGGAAGAAGAGCAUUCAGCAACUAAUUCCUGAAUAUAAGGAAAAACAGACACCUGAAAGUCUUCCUCAAAAUAACAAUCCAGAUUGGCAUCCUACUAAUUUGACCCUUAGUGACAAGACUUGUCAGAGAUCCAAGAUUCUGAACGUUGAUGAUAAAUGUCCAUCUGUAUCACCAUCAAUGCCUGAAAAUCAGUCAGCAACCAAAGAACUGGGACAGAUGAACUUAGCAGAACGAGAAAAGAUGAACAUUGGAGUUAUACUUCUCUCAGAGAAUGAUAAUCUCCAUGACUUGUGCCAAUCACAGCUACCAGAAAACAAAGAGAGCAAAGAAGAAUUGACUUUCCAACCCUUUCCACCGUGUGCCCUUUCUCUGGCCUUACUGAACUUCCGGUCCUGUCCUGCUGACCCAUCCCUCGAUUGUAGGCAAAUACAUAUACUCUUUCAGGCCUCUCUCUGCCUUUUGUUGCUGCCUGUCAUGCUCUCACUCUUUCCUGUCCCCUACCCCUUGACAAAAAAUGUGAACCAAAAUAGUGACAGUUGCAGUACAAAUAACUAUAAAAGCCUGAAACCUAAAUUAGAAAAUCUGAGUUCUUUACCACCAGAUUCUGACAGAACAUCAGAAGUAUAUCUACAUGAGGAAUUACAGCAAGACAUGCAAAAGUUUAAGAAUGAGGUCGACACAUUAGAAGAAGAGUUCCUGGCUUUGAAGAAAGAAAACAUUCAACUUCAUAAAGAGGUUGAAGAAGAAAUAGAGAAGCACAGAAGUAAUAGAACGGAAUUAACAGGAACCCUAACUGAUGGUGCUACUGUUGGCAGUGAUGAUGAUGGACUAAAUCAGCAGAUUCCUAGGAAGGAGAAUGGAGAGCAUGACAGGUCUGCAGAUAAAGCAUCUAAUGAAAAUAACAAGGUCAAAAACCAAAUACAUCCUGGGGCUGACUUUGCUGACUCAGUGGAGCCAUCUGAAACAGCCUCAGAGAAUUGUGAGUUGUCUCAUUCUGUUUAUGAGAACUUUAUGUUGCUGAUGGAACAACUUAGAAUGGAGUGUAAAGAUUCUGUUAGCCUACCAAGAAUCCAAGACACAUUUUGUUUAUGUGAAUGCUUACUGAAACUUAAGAAUAAUCGCUGUGACCAACUUAGAGUAAAAAUUAAACAAACAGAAAAUACGGUCAGUCUACUACAAAAUGAGCUAUCUGAAACAAAAAAGACAAAAUUAUAGUUAGAGCAUCAAAAAAUUGAAUGGGAGAAAGAGCUGUACGAUUUGAGGUAUGACAUUCUAGUUCUAAAGAAAUAUUUAUACUAAAGACAAUACCUUCUGCAGAUUAACGAGGGAGAAAUAUUUUUGGUCUUGUGGAAUAUGAAAUUCUUGGAAAUAAUAAAACAAAUUAUUAACUGUGAACUCUUCUAAUAAAUGAAUGUAUAUUUGCAAUCUUAAUGGCCAUAUAGAAGUCCACCAUAUAAAAUCUUGUUAUUCAUUUAACAAAUUGUAAUUUGGGUUUUAAAAUUAUCUUG
Messenger RNA from Chlorocebus sabaeus (green monkey), 1814 nucleotides. RefSeq names its product coiled-coil domain containing 144A (gene CCDC144A). Lineage: Eukaryota; Metazoa; Chordata; Mammalia; Primates; Cercopithecidae. The record is from RefSeq and is a predicted model, not a curated record.